Molecule: messenger RNA, 1631 nt
Organism: Parnassius mnemosyne (clouded apollo)
Lineage: Eukaryota; Metazoa; Arthropoda; Insecta; Lepidoptera; Papilionidae
Source: the annotation of a GenBank genome assembly
AGUCUCAGUCAGUCUUUAAUACCCAUCACACGGCAUUAGUCAGCAUUCAGUGUGAUCUAAACAUAGUUAAAUUCAAAGUGUUAUAAAACGUGUACGUAACAAUAAAUAUGAUGAGAAACUGUCGCACAAACUGGAUAUUUCUUGUUGUCCUUGUGAUUGGAUCUUGCCAAAUAACGCAAACCUUCAUGCCAUGUGCGAAUAAUAACACAAAAUGCAUUUUAAUAACACAAUGCAGAUCAGCUGUAGAAUUAUUAAAAACCAGAAAAAAUGACGAAUUAUUAAGGACAAUGUUAUGUGGAAACGCUAAGGGGAAUCGUUUAGUGGAUUCGAUAAAGGUGUGCUGCCCCACGGAUAAUCAGAUAGUUUUUCCUAAUGAUACAGAGACUGUGACUAACAGAUUUACAAACACUACUACGCCAAAAGUUCCUACAACAACCGUGGAAGAGUUAACUACGCUUUCAGUGUCUGAUACAACGUUACGAAAUGUAAAGACAGAUAAUUUACCUAGUAGAAAAAUAUGUGGUUUUGGUGGUUUCGGUUUAGACAGAAUUGUGAAUGGUGUGAUCGCUGCUAUUGACGAAUUUCCAUGGUUAGUUCAAAUUAAAACUAAAACAAAAAUUGGAUCGGAAGAAAAAUACACUUGUGCCGGUUCUUUAAUAACAGAUAGAUACAUAUUAACAGCUGCUCAUUGUCUCUUCAAUAAAACUGCUGUGAGUGUUCGGUUAGGAGAAUGGGAUACCGAAACGAAGCACGACUGUCAAGAAAGCUAUUGUAGUGACCCUCCAUUAGAUAUAUACAUUGAUGAUAUCAUCAUACAUCCGUUUUACGAUAAAAAAACAUUCACUGCCGAUAUUGCGCUUAUACGGCUUGAAAAAGUCGUUAAUUUUACAGAAUUUAUACGUCCAGUGUGUUUGCCAAAUACAAAAUACACGAUGGAGCAAGAUUACGUGAUUGGGACUGCUUUCUGGACUGCAGGAUGGGGUAAGACAGAAUUCGGUGAACCAUCAAUUAUUAAACGUAAAGUAGACUUGGAUGCAGUCUCCAUAGAUGUAUGCAUUGAAAAAUUGCCUAUUGUUAAAAGCCUAAACCCUCAAAAUGUUAUUUGCGCGGGCGGCAAUAAUGGUAAGGACACAUGUACUGGAGAUUCGGGUGGAUCUCUGGUGAAAGAAGUAACAGAGGAUUUUCAUACCAAUUGGUUCCUCUACGGUAUUACCAGUAUAGGGUUAGCUGAAUGCGGUGGAGGUAUUCCUGCAGUAUACACUAGAAUAGUAUCAUAUAUGGACUGGAUAAUUCAAAAUAUUAGUGAGUAAUGGUUUCACAAGAAAUUCGUUACGCAUAAUGUACCAUUCAAUCAUGUAACAAUAUAAACAUGAUGAAAAGAUUUGAAUUUCGAUUUUUUUUAAUAAAAAAGAAACAGUAAUUAUCUGCACGACGAUAACGAAAUUGACAUUAAAUUAUAAAUACAGUAUUAUUCUUUCAUAGACCAGAAACAUAACUAUAGCAAAAGUGAAUGUUUUAAUGCUAUUCCCAAACUCCGCAAAAAUUUUUCAUGGGCGAGUAAAUACAAUCCUCGAAAAAUAUUUUAUAGUUAAGUAAACAUAUAUUUUUUUGAAAUAAACACAAUAAGCGUC